AUGGAGAUCCUGUGGUGUCUGUUGGACCUGCCCUUCCCUGUCUGUCUGCUGCAGGAGAUCCUGUGGUGUCUGUUGGACCUGCCCUUCCCUGUCUGUCUGCUGCAGGAGAUCCUGUGGUGUCUGUUGGACCUGCCCUUCCCUGUCUGUCUGCUGCAGGAGAUCCUGUGGUGUCUGUUGGACCUGCUCUUCCCUGUCUGUCUGCUGCAGGAGAUCCUGUGGUGUCUGUUGGACCUGCCCUUCCCUGUCUGUCUGCUGCAGGAGAUCCUGUGGUGUCUGUUGGACCUGCCCUUCCCUGUCUGUCUGCUGCAGGAGAUCCUGUGGUGUCUGUUGGACCCUCCCUUCCCUGUUUGUCUGCUGCAGGAGAUCCUGUGGUGUCUGUUGGACCUGCCCUUCCCUGUCUGUCUGCUGCAGGAGAUCCUGUGGUGUCUGUUGGACCUGCCCUUCCCUGUCUGUCUGCUGCAGGAGAUCCUGUGGUGUCUGUUGGACCUGCCCUUCCCUGUCUGUCUGCUGCAGGAGAUCCUGUGGUGUCUGUUGGACCUGCCCUUCCCUGUCUGUCUGCUGCAGGAGAUCCUGUGGUGUCUGUUGGACCUGCCCUUCCCUGUCAGUCUGCUGCAGGAGAUCCUGUGGUGUCUGUUGGACCUGCCCUUCCCUGUCAGUCUGCUGCAGGAGAUCCUGUGGUGUCUGUUGGACCUGCCCUUCCCUGUCUGUCUGCUGCAGGAGAUCCUGUGGUGUCUGUUGGACCUGCCCUUCCCUGUCUGUCUGCUGCAGGAGAUCCUGUGGUGUCUGUUGGACCUGCCCUUCCCUGUCAGUCUGCUGCAGGAGAUCCUGUGGUGUCUGUUGGACCUGCCCUUCCCUGUCAGUCUGCUGCAGGAGAUCCUGUGGUGUCUGUUGGACCUGCCCUUCCCUGUCAGUCUGCUGCAGGAGAUCCUGUGGUGUCUGUUGGACCUGCCCUUCCCUGUCUGUCUGCUGCAGGAGAUCCUGUGGUGUCUGUUGGACCUGCCCUGCCCUGUCUGUCUGCUGCAGGAGAUCCUGUGGUGUCUGUUGGACCUGCCCUUCCCUGUCUGUCUGCUGCAGGAGAUCCUGUGGUGUCUGUUGGACCUGCCCUUCCCUGUCUGUCUGCUGCAGGAGAUCCUGUGGUGUCUGUUGGACCUGCCCUUCCCUGUCUGUCUGCUGCAGGAGAUCCUGUGGUGUCUGUUGGACCUGCCCUUCCCCGUCUGUCUGCUGCAGGAGAUCCUGUGGUGUCUGUUGGACCUGCCCUUCCCCGUCUGUCUGCUGCAGGAGAUCCUGUGGUGUCUGUUGGACCUGCCCUUCCCUGUCUGUCUGCUGCAGGAGAUCCUGUGGUGUCUGUUGGACCUGCCCUUCCCUGUCUGUCUGCUGCAGGAGAUCCUGUGGUGUCUGUUGGACCUGCCCUUCCCUGUCUGUCUGCUGCAGGAGAUCCUGUGGUGUCUGUUGGACCUGCCCUUCCCUGUCUGUCUGCUGCAGGAGAUCCUGUGGUGUCUGUUGGACCUGCCCUUCCCUGUCUGUCUGCUGCAGGAGAUCCUGUGGUGUCUGUUGGACCUGCCCUUCCCUGUCUGUCUGCUGCAGGAGAUCCUGUGGUGUCUGUUGGACCUGCCCUUCCCCGUCUGUCUGCUGCAGGAGAUCCUGUGGUGUCUGUUGGACCUGCCCUUCCCCGUCUGUCUGCUGCAGGAGAUCCUGUGGUGUCUGUUGGACCUGCCCUUCCCUGUCUGUCUGCUGCAGGAGAUCCUGUGGUGUCUGUUGGACCUGCCCUUCCCUGUCUGUCUGCUGCAGGAGAUCCUGUGGUGUCUGUUGGACCUGCCCUUCCCUGUCUGUCUGCUGCAGGAGAUCCUGUGGUGUCUGUUGGACCUGCCCUUCCCUGUCUGUCUGCUGCAGGAGAUCCUGUGGUGUCUGUUGGACCUGCCCUUCCCUGUCUGUCUGCUGCAGGAGAUCCUGUGGUGUCUGUUGGACCUGCCCUUCCCUGUCUGUCUGCUGCAGGAGAUCCUGUGGUGUCUGUUGGACCUGCCCUUCCCUGUCUGUCUGCUGCAGGAGAUCCUGUGGUGUCUGUUGGACCUGCCCUUCCCUGUCUGUCUGCUGCAGGAGAUCCUGUGGUGUCUGUUGGACCUGCCCUUCCCUGUCUGUCUGCUGCAGGAGAUCCUGUGGUGUCUGUUGGACCCUCCCUUCCCUGUCUGUCUGCUGCAGGAGAUCCUGUGGUGUCUGUUGGACCUGUCCUUCCCUGUCUGUCUGCUGCAGGAGAUCCUGUGGUGUCUGUUGGACCUGCCCUUCCCUGUCUGUCUGCUGCAGGAGAUCCUGUGGUGUCUGUUGGACCUGCCCUUCCCUGUCUGUCUGCUGCAGGAGAUCCUGUGGUGUCUGUUGGACCUGCCCUUCCCUGUCUGUCUGCUGCAGGAGAUCCUGUGGUGUCUGUUGGACCUGCCCUUCCCUGUCUGUCUGCUGCAGGAGAUCCUGUGGUGUCUGUUGGACCUGCCCUUCCCCGUCUGUCUGCUGCAGGAGAUCCUGUGGUGUCUGUUGGACCUGCCCUUCCCUGUCUGUCUGCUGCAGGAGAUCCUGUGGUGUCUGUUGGACCUGCCCUUCCCUGUCUGUCUGCUGCAGGAGAUCCUGUGGUGUCUGUUGGACCUGCCCUUCCCUGUCUGUCUGCUGCAGGAGAUCCUGUGGUGUCUGUUGGACCUGCCCUGCCCUGUCUGUCUGCUGCAGGAGAUCCUGUGGUGUCUGUUGGACCCUCCCUUCUCUGUCUGUCUGCUGCAGGAGAUCCUGUGGUGUCUGUUGGACCUGCCCUUCCCUGUCUGUCUGCUGCAGGAGAUCCUGUGGUGUCUGUUGGACCUGCCCUUCCCUGUCUGUCUGCUGCAGGAGAUCCUGUGGUGUCUGUUGGACCUGCCCUUCCCUGUCUGUCUGCUGCAGGAGAUCCUGUGGUGUCUGUUGGACCUGCCCUUCCCUGUCUGUCUGCUGCAGGAGAUCCUGUGGUGUCUGUUGGACCUGCCCUUCCCUGUCUGUCUGCUGCAGGAGAUCCUGUGGUGUCUGUUGGACCUGCCCUUCCCUGUCUGUCUGCUGCAGGAGAUCCUGUGGUGUCUGUUGGACCUGCCCUUCCCUGUCUGUCUGCUGCAGGAGAUCCUGUGGUGUCUGUUGGACCUGCCCUUCCCUGUCUGUCUGCUGCAGGAGAUCCUGUGGUGUCUGUUGGACCUGCCCUUCCCUGAGAUCCUGUGGUGUCUGUUGGACCUGCCCUUCCCUGUCUGUCUGCUGCAGGAGAUCCUGUGGUGUCUGUUGGACCUGCCCUUCCCUGUCUGUCUGCUGCAGGAGAUCCUGUGGUGUCUGUUGGACCUGCCCUGCCCUGUCUGUCUGCUGCAGGAGAUCCUGUGGUGUCUGUUGGACCUGCCCUUCCCUGUCUGUCUGCUGCAGGAGAUCCUGUGGUGUCUGUUCUGA
Knipowitschia caucasica is the source of this 3429-nucleotide messenger RNA. NCBI's taxonomy places the organism in Eukaryota, Metazoa, Chordata, Actinopteri, Gobiiformes, Gobiidae. The record is from the annotation of a GenBank genome assembly.